Nanorana parkeri is the source of this 6984-nucleotide messenger RNA. RefSeq names its product protocadherin related 15 (gene PCDH15). Gene Ontology annotation, biological process: homophilic cell-cell adhesion. The transcript has 39 exons. Gene Ontology annotation, cellular component: cell-cell junction; plasma membrane. NCBI's taxonomy places the organism in Eukaryota, Metazoa, Chordata, Amphibia, Anura, Dicroglossidae. The record is from RefSeq and is a predicted model, not a curated record. Gene Ontology annotation, molecular function: calcium ion binding. The coding region runs from base 1 to 6768 and encodes 2255 amino acids.
AUGAAUUUCAAAUUAACGCCAGUUGGAACCACAAUUUUUAAUGGAUUUGCGGGUAAAGGUGCUGAAGACAUAGAUGAUGGUCCUAAUGGCCAGAUUGAAUAUUUUAUCAAAUUCAACCCAAAUGACACAGCCUCCAACCAGACCUUUGACAUUCCCCUCACACUGUCUGGAGCAGUUGUGUUACGGCGCAGGCUGAAUUAUGAGGAAAAGACACGGUAUUAUGUCAUAGUACAAGCUAAUGAUCGUCCCCUUAAUCUUAAUGAAAGGAGGACAAGUACAACUACUUUGACAGUGGAUGUUCUUGAUGGUGAUGAUCUUGGUCCUCGAUUUCUUCCCUGUCAACCUGUGCCAAAUACACGUGAUUGUCGACCAUUAACUUACAGAGCAAGCCUUCCAGAACUCAACCCUCCAGCAAAAGUGAAUCCCCUUAAUGUCACCCCACCUAUAAAAGCUGAAGACCAAGAUCGGGAUAUUCAACCAAUCUCUGAUCAACCUGGCAUCCUAUUCUCUAUCCUUGUUGGCACUCCAGAGGAUUAUACUGAAUAUUUCCAUAUGAAUCGUACCACCGCUGUGCUGACACUCCUAAAGCCAGUAAAUAGAGAUUUGCACCAGAAAUUUGAUUUGGUUAUUAAGGCUGAGCAAGACAAUGGUCAUCCACUUCCAGCAUUUGCUAACCUUCACAUUGAAAUUUUGGAUGAAAACAACCAAGCUCCUUAUUUCACAUUGGCUACAUAUCAAGGCUUCAUACUAGAGUCUUCUCCUGUGGGAACAACAAUCUCUGACAAUCUAAAUUUAACUGCUGCACUAAAAUUUGUAGCUUUGGAUAAUGAUAUUGAAGAGACAAAAGAUCCCCAGCUCUAUCUGUAUUUAACAGACUACAGUACAGUGUUCGCCGUAACCUCAUCAGGAAUUACUCGCCAUCUCACGCUGCUUCAGCCAGUUGACCGUGAACGUCAGCAGAUUUAUAAAUUCUCGGUAAUUGCAUCUGAUGGAACCCAAGAAAGUACUCCAGUAAAUGUCAACAUUGUGGUUAUAGAUGCAAAUGACAACACUCCAACAUUUUCUAACAUCUCCUAUAAUGUCAAGAUUUAUACAGAUAUGGCACCAGGAGAGAAUGUUUUAAGACUCACAGCUGUGGAUGCAGAUGAAGGAACUAAUGGGCAGAUCACAUAUGAAAUCCUAGCUGGAGCUCAGGGGAAGUUUGUCAUUCAUAACAAGACUGGUGUCAUAACUAUUAGUCCAGGAGUCACAUUGACAGUUGGGGAGUCAUAUGCUCUGACAGUAAAGGCAUCUGAUAAUGCCCCUCCUGCUCAAAGAAGGAGUUCCAUCACCACUGUUUAUAUUGAAGUACUCCCACCAAACAACCAGAGUCCUCCACGCUUUCCACAAUUGAUGUACAACCUGGAAAUCAGUGAAGCCAUGCGUAUAGGUGCUAAUCUUUUAAAUCUUCAGGCUACAGACAGAGAAGGAGAUCCUAUUACAUAUUUAAUACAAAAUGGAGACCCUCAGAAAGUUUUUAAUCUGACAGUAAGCUCUGGAUUCUUAAUCUUGGCAAAAUCUCUAGACAGGGAAAGUACAGACCGUUACAUUUUGAUAGUUACAGCUUCAGAUGGCCAGCCUGAUGGAACAUCAACUGCAACUGUUAAUGUGCUGGUGACGGAUGUGAAUGACAACAACCCAGUCUUUGAUCUUUACUUGCCCAGAAAUCUCUCAGUCCAAGAGGAAGAAGUGAAUGCUUUUGUGGGUCAAGUCAGGGCUACCGAUCCUGAUGCUGGAGUCAAUGGUCAAGUUCGUUACAGUCUUGGAAAUCUUAAUAACGUUUUUCGGAUCACCUCCAAUGGAAGUAUUUAUACAUCUGUAAAGCUGGAUAGGGAAGUAAGAGACUAUUAUGAGCUAAUUGUGGAGGCAACAGAUAGUGCACCUGCUGAUCCUCGUCGGUCUACAAUAACUCUUGCAAUCAAAGUUACUGAUAUUGAUGACAACAGCCCUGUCUUUACAAAUGCUUCUUAUUCCGUGUCUGUUCCAGAAAACAUGAUGACAGGGACAAUCUUUCUGCAAGUACAGGCAAAGGAUGCUGAUCUUGGUGCUAAUAUUACAUAUCGGAUAAGAUCGCAGGAAGUUUUGCAGCUGUUUACAAUGAACUCAUCAACGGGAGAGCUAUCUCUGUUAAAACCUCUUGACUUUGAAUCAUUCACAGGAAAGGAGGCAGUGUAUGUCUUUCUUGUUGAGGCUUUUGAUGCCGCAGGAAGCAUGCCCCCUGGAAUUGCUACUGUAACAGUUAGAGUAAAGGAUAUGAAUGAUUUCUCACCUGUGUUUAGUCGAGCACUCUACUGGGGAAUGGUGGCUCCAGAUGCCCUAAAGGGCACAGUGAUAGUAGCCGUUACAGCUGAAGAUUAUGAUCCUCCGGGUACACCAGCAAGUCAUGUCAGAUAUAAAGUAGAUGUUACCCAGUUUCCAUACAGUGCCAGCAUAUUUGAUGUGGAAGAAAACACUGGUCGUGUCAUAACAAGAGUCAAUCUUAAUGAGGAUCCUAGCACUAUAUUCAGGUUGUUUGUCAUUGCUUACGAUGAUGGAGAUCCAGUGAAGUCUAACAGUACAAUGGUAAUAAUUACAGUUCUGCAGCCAUCUGUAAUUCCACGAUUUACUCAAGAAGAAUACAGACCACCUCCAGUGAGUGAAGCUGCUCCAAUUGGGACCACUGUUACUGUGGUAAUGGCUGCAGCGUUAAACCAGACUAUUGUGUAUGCAAUCAUCUCAGGGAAUGAUCAAGGGGCAUUUGCCAUUGAUAACAUCACAGGGGUUAUCACUGUUGUAAAACCACUGGACUAUGAAAAUACUACAAGCUAUGUGCUCAGAACUCAAGCUGAUUCUAUGCAAGUGGCUAGAUAUAAUCUACGAGCCACCUCUAAAAGUAACACAGCUAUAGUGUACAUUGAAAUACAGGAUGAAAAUGACCAUGCUCCACAAUUUUCAAAAAAGUUUUACCUGGGAGGAGUAUCAGAAGAUGCUAGAAUGUUUGCAUCGGUGCUGAAAGUGAAGACUACAGAUAAAGACACCGGGAACUACAGUGCUAACACCUAUAAACUAAUUGUACCACCAAUUAAAGAUGGGAAAGAAGGUUUUGUGAUUGAAUUCUACAGUGGCAUCAUCAAAACAGCGAUGCUCUUCAAGAACAUGAGACGGUCUUAUUUUAAAUUUGAAGUAGUUGCAACAGAUGAUUAUGGAAAAGGGUUAAGCAGCAAAGCAGAUGUUAUUGUUUCUGUGGUUAAUCAGCUGGAUAUGCAAGUUAUUGUCUCUAAUGUCCCUCCUACAGUCGUGGAAGAAAAUAUAGAUGAUCUUAUUAGCAUUCUAGAGCGUUAUGUUCAGGAUCAAAUUCCAGGUGCAGCAGUUGUGGUGGAAUCUAUUGGUGCCAGAAGAUUUGGAGAUGGCUUCUCUGAAGAGGACUAUACCCAGUGUGACCUGAUGAUUUAUGCUGUUGACCCUCAGACAAACAGGGCAAUAUCACGUAAUGAACUGUUUAAAUUUUUAGAUGGUAAAGUGCUUGACAUCAAUAAAGAGUUCCAGGACUACAUUGGCCUUGGAGGGCGCAUAUUGGAGAUUCGAACCCCAGAUGUCGUAGCCAAUGUGAAGAAGCAGGCUCAAGCUGUAGGCUACACUGAAGGAGCUUUGCUAGCACUGGCCAUUAUUAUCAUCCUCUGUUGUAUACCAGCUAUUUUAAUUGUAAUGGUCAGCUACAGACAGAGGCAAGCUGAGUGUGCAAAGACAGCAAGGAUCCAGAUGGCAUUGCCAGCAGGCAAAUCAUCAGCCCCUGCUGCCAAUAAUCUGUAUGAAGAGCUGGGUGACAGCACUAUGCGAGGAUAUGCUCAUCCCGAGCAACAGCAAUUGCUGAGGCCAUCUCUUCUAAAACCUGAGGAAUUGUCAAUGGAGUCUGGCAUUGAUCCUGGCCAAGAGUAUUAUGGACAAGAUUAUUACAGCUAUGAGCAUGGGUAUGAACUGCCUCAGUAUGGAAGCCGGCGAAGAUUACUGUCACCAUCUGGCUUGUAUGAGGAUUAUGGAGAAGUAGUUGGUGACAAUGAUGGUGGCUUUUAUUAUAGUCCUCAUGGACCUAGCACAGAAGGAGAUGGAAGAAUGCGUGGGAGACCUCCUUCCAGGAGAGGCAGAGGGCAGGGGCCAGGCAGAGGAAGUAUAGCAGGCAGGCCUGGUCCAGCCAGAGGUAGCAUUCCAGUAGCUAGAGCUAGUCAAGGAAAGAAAAAAUUGAAGGCAGUUAUGCAGAUAAGUCGUGUGGCAGUGAGCAGCCAAAAAUCAUCUGAGGCUGCAGAGGUACCGCAUCAUUCUCCAUGGAAAAAAGCUAGAAUAUUCCCAUUGAUUCUUAAAAAAGUUAAAGGAGGGAAGGAUUCUGCAUAUGCUAAAUUGGUUUCUGCACGUCAAGUUGAAGGUGAUGACAGCAUGGUCAUUAAAGGAAGCUAUUUCCAAAAAACAACAGAUAAGCACUCGGUCACAAGAAAGCUAGACCGUGCCCUCCAACGUAUCAAUGCUGCCAGAAAGCUACAUUCGCGACAAAAAUCAGUGACUUCUUCUAUCAAAACAUCAACUGCUGAAAGUGAAAAAGAUGAGGAAGAUGAAGAUUCGGAAGUGAGUGAAUCUGAAAGAGAUGACAGCAAAUCUGGAGUUUCAAUUAGUGUAACAGCAGAAAGUGAUUCUGAAGAAAAUGAAGCAACAGAAGAUGAAGGGGAUAAAAGUUCACUAAAACCAUUUGAUGAAUCGUCUCCAAGGAGCAGUACUUCUCCCUCUCAAAUAGAUAAAGAUUACUUGAAGGUGACACUAGAUCAUGAUGAAACCAAUGAAAGCACUGUAGAUUCUGAUGAAGAAAGAAGUGAAAUAGCAGAAGACUCAGAAGAUGAAACCCAAUCUGUGUCAAAAUCUAUGGACAGCAAGCAGGAAGAGUCAGUGGAUGAGGAAGAAGAGGAAGAGGAGCUGUCGUCUGAAGAAGAGUCAAAGGCAUCUUUAAAAAGCUCAAGCAGGAAAUCAGAAAGUAGUAAUCAAGCCACUUCAUCUUCCAGCAUAAAAAGUGAAAGGAGUGAUGAUAGGACUGGACAAUCUGAAGGAGGAAGUGAAAAAAGUAGUGCAAAAUCCAGCUAUAAGUCAAUGAAAUCAAGUAUGGAAAGUGAGGCACAAAGUGCUAUUGAAGAACAGUCUGAAGAAGAGCAUUCAGAGGAGGAGGAGGAUGAUGAGGACAAUGAAAAAGACUAUACUAGUAAAGCAAGUGAUGCACUAAGUGAAGAUGAAAGGGAUAACAUAAGCGAAGCAUCUAUAUCUAGAACUUCAGUGAAAACUGAAGAGGGUCAUAGUAGGAGCAGUGAGUCAGAAGAUGUAGAAAGUGACGCAGAAAGCAACAAUGAAGACGUCGGUGGAGAAAACUCAUCUAUUGAUACACAAAGUCAAUGCACAGUAGCCAGCCAUGAAGGUGAUGCUGUGUCUCAGGCAUCCCAUGACUCUGAAGUAGAAAACUCAAAUCACAGUACAGAGAGCAAAAAACCAUCCUCUGACCAGUCAGAUGCACAAGACACUGGUCAUGGAUCUGACACGGAUAGUGAAAAAAGAAUCCAUAAUCAAUACUUUAUAUUUUCACAGUCUUCAUAUUUCUUUGAGGUUCUGGGUGCAUGUAAGGUUGUUCUGAAGCUAUUUUCCAACUCCAACUGGAUAGAAAUGGUGAGAGAGCGCUGCUACCAGCACGAGCACAUUGCUCGCACGCCUGGGAAUUGUAUUCCUCAGCUUAAGCCAGCUGGGAAAGCAGAGCUGCAUGAUGCUGGCUGUGAGUCAGAGAGGGAAGCGGCACCACUUGCUGGUGCCGGAACGAAGAGACGGAUAGAAAUGGUGAGAGAGCGCUGCUACCAGCACGAGCACAUUGCUCGCACGCCUGGGAAUUGUAUUCCUCAGCUUAAGCCAGCUGGGAAAGCAGAGCUGCAUGAUGCUGGCUGUGAGUCAGAGAGGGAAGCGGCACCACUUGCUGGUGCCGGAACGAAGAGACGCUUAAGCCAGCUAGGAAAGCAGAGCUGCAUGAUGCUGGCUGUGAGUCAGAGAGGGAAGCUGCACCACUUGCUGGUGCCGGAACGAAGAGACGGUUUAUCUCCUAUGUGCGGCAGGCUUACAAUUUUUUUGGUGUUUGUAUACAUCUGUUUGGGAGUACAGGCAAAUGUAAGCAUGGUGAGGUGCAACUCUUAUGAUGGCAUACAUACAAUUGCUAGAAAAAAGAUCAAAAUGGUUGUGGAUCGGGAAUAUGAAACUAGCUCAACUGGAGAAGAGAGUGCUCUUGAAACUCAAAAAAACCGCCUCACUCACGCAAACAUACAAAACAAUAUAAAUGGGAAUCUUUACAUUGCCCAAAAUGGGUCAGUGGUGAGAACCAGACGUUCAUGCCUUACAAACAAUUUAAAAAUGGCUUCUCCUGCAAGGCUAGGGAAGCACUUCAAGAAAUUGGACAGACUUGGAGUGACACAUGAGGAAAACAUCCAGCUGAACACUUUAUCAAAGGAGGCCUCUAUAAAACUUAACACUAGUAUAUCAUUGGCAUCUAGCACUGGCAUUGCUAAAAAUGUAUCUAAGAUUGGAGACAAUAAAUUAAAAAGCACAGAUGAGCAGGAAUCAGUUGUUGAUAAUGAAGACAUCAAAGAGCCAUUGGAAUUCCACAGUGACCAGACUCAGUCAGAUGAAGAGGAGCUGUGGAUGGGACCUUGGAACAAUCUUCACAUACCAAUGACAAAACUAUGAUAUUUUUUUAACGCUAAUUUACAAUAGACUGCACUUUGUAUGAUCACAAGAAGAAAGAAAUCUUGUAUUGUGCACAUAAAGGAUAUUACUUUUUCCAGAUUAAAUAAUACAAUGAAUUUGCACUUUUACUGAUUAGUUUUUGAUCAAAUGUUGAUUUUUUUCAAAUUUCUAUCUCUUACCUAACAUACUGCAAGUAAUUUUUAAUGCACCAUUUAA